This is a messenger RNA of Phragmites australis (common reed), 998 nucleotides long. RefSeq lists its product as uncharacterized. The transcript is spliced from 4 exons. The coding region runs from base 163 to 750 and encodes 195 amino acids. The record is from RefSeq and is a predicted model, not a curated record. NCBI's taxonomy places the organism in Eukaryota, Viridiplantae, Streptophyta, Magnoliopsida, Poales, Poaceae.
GGCUGGAGAGAAAAGCGCCAAAAAGAAAUAACCACCUCGCCCUUCCUUCCAUCCCCUCCACCACAGCCAGGCGAAGGCGGCGGCGGCGGCGGCGGCGGCGCUUUUCUUUCCACCACCACCACCUCGCUUCCUCGUCUCGUCUCGUCUCGUCUCGUCGGAGCAAUGGCUCUAUCUCCGCCGCAACGGAUUGCUCUCAUCAUCACUUUCUUUGGUCUUCUGGCAUUCGUACUUGGUGUCAUCUCAGAAAAUAAAAAGCCUGCUUCUGGAACACCUAUCCAAGGAAAGGAUGUUGUCAUCUGCAAGUUCCCAAGUGAUCCAACUCUUGCAAUGGGAAGUCUGUCCCUUGUGGCGCUGGUACUAGCUGCUAUCAUAGGGCACGUUGCUAUCUUUUAUCCAUACUCAGGCAAGUCAGUUCCUCGUGGAGCAUUGUUUCAAAGCACCAGCUUGUCUGUGUUCUUCGUUGUUGCUGAGCUUGUCUCAUUCCUGGCUUUUGCAAUGUUGCUCUGGGCGACGGUCACUGAGGGCCUUCACCGCACCCAUAACAUCCACCACGACAUGAACUACCAGUGCCCUACUGCAAAGACUGGCCUGUUUGGUGGUGCCGCUUUCCUUGCCCUCGACGCUUCUCUCUUCUGGCUCGUUUGCCAGAUGCUGGCCCUCAACGCAAGGGCUGACUAUCUGGACGAGGAUGACAACAAGGGCGAAUAUGGCCAGGUUUACGCUGCUGAAAUUGAAGGUUCUAAGGUCUGAGCCCAUGCGGCUAUGCUCUUCAGGGGUUUAUGAUUAGUGUCACUUAGCUAUAUUAUGUCGUCAACAAAGUUGCUUUAGCUCUCUUAAAUUUGUAUAUAUAUAUGUCACACCGGUUGCAAAGCCGUACGUAAGGCUGUUGCUCAUUCUGCAUUUUCAUAUUUCAGUGUGAAGCAUAAACUGCAUUCCCAAUACAGUUGGUUUGCUACUUCCCUAAGUGAACUGUAAUCUUAUUUGUUAUCAUUGCGGUA